Molecule: messenger RNA, 1473 nt
Organism: Melopsittacus undulatus (budgerigar)
Lineage: Eukaryota; Metazoa; Chordata; Aves; Psittaciformes; Psittaculidae
Product: solute carrier family 2, facilitated glucose transporter member 5-like
Exons: 11
Coding region: 1-1473 (490 amino acids)
Biological process (GO): monosaccharide transmembrane transport
Cellular component (GO): plasma membrane
Molecular function (GO): hexose transmembrane transporter activity
Source: RefSeq, a predicted model, not a curated record
AUGAGCUACAAACUCUUCCUCCUGGCUUUUGUCCUGGGUAUUGGUGGAGGUUUCCAAUAUGGGUUGCAGAUCUCCAUUAUCAAUUCUCCCGCUGAGUACAUCAAAAGUUUCAUUCGUGAGACCUGUCUGAGGAGAUACGGCUCUUCUCCCAGUGAAGAGAUGAUUACUUUGUUGUGGUCCUUCAUUGUGUCCAUUUACAGCAUUGGUGGGCUUCUGGGGUCCUUGUCUGCUGGAUAUUUGUCUGUUAGAUUCGGAAGGAAGAAGGCCAUGCUUCUUGCAGAUAUCCCUUCCCUGCUGAGUGCAGCUCUGAUGGGAUUCAGCCAGCUGUGUGGAUCCUUUGAGAUGAUCAUCGCUGGAAGAUUAUUUGCUGGAGUGUGUGGAGGUUUAGCUCUGAACAUCCAUCUCAUGUAUGCCGGGGAAUGUGCCCCACGGAAGCUCCGCGGGCUGGUGGCUGUAACUGCUUCUACUGCCAUCGCCACUGCAAAAUUUGUAGGAUUUGCUCUGGGUCUCAGAGAAGUUCUUGGAGUAGAUGCUCUCUGGCCAAUUCUCAUGGCAGUCACUGCGCUUCCUGCCCUCGUUCACCUUCUCACCCUCCCCUUCUUCCCAGACUCACCCCGCUACCUUCUCAUCGACAAAAAGGACAAGGAGGGGUGCAUCAAAGCUGUGAAGUGGCUCUGGGGAGAUGGUGACCAUAUGGCUGAAAUAGAUGACAUGAUGGCAGAGCAAGAAGCCAUCCGUGAGGAGAAGGCCAAGAGCAUGUGUGAUCUUUUUCGUGACAGACCUGUCCGCUGGCAGUUCAUCACUCUUUUCCUUGUCUCCGCCUGCACGCAGCUAAUUGGUGCCAAUAUGGUAUACUUUUAUGCAUACAAUGUCUUUAUAAAUGCUGGAAUCCCCCCUGCUCAAAUCCACUAUGUCUCCCUUGGAGUUGGGAUCACUGAGAUCCUCACCACACUGAUGUGUGUUUUCCUAAUUGAGCGUGCAGGAAGAAAGGCACUGCUGUGGAAAAGUUACACUGUUAUGGCCUUAGCUUUAGCAUUCCUCACAGUCACGCUUUCACUACAGGAUGCCUUUUCAUGGGUACCAUACUGCUCUGUUGUGCUCAUCUUUAUUUUCAUCAUGAGCUUUGGCAUUGGGCCAGCUGGAGUAUUAUGCUCCUUGCCCACAGAAAUAUUCAUUCAGUCAUACAGACCAGCUGCUUAUGUUUUUAAUGGUACAAUGAACUGGAUCCAGCUUUUCCUCCUUGGACUUUUGUUCCCUUUCAUUGUGGAAGGUCUUGGUAGUUUCUGUUUCAUCAUUUUCUUGACAUACUGUCUAUCCAUGGCUAUCUUUGUCUUCCUGGUGGUGCCAGAGACCAAAGGAAGGACCAUGCUGCAGGUCAUGGAGGAUUUCAACCGCCUGAACUACCGUGGAAAGAAGAAACAGACAAUCCUAGAGCAGAGUAACUGCUCAAUGGUGACUGUUACUAGAUUUUAA